This is a messenger RNA of Klebsormidium nitens, 597 nucleotides long. The record is from the annotation of a GenBank genome assembly. Lineage: Eukaryota; Viridiplantae; Streptophyta; Klebsormidiophyceae; Klebsormidiales; Klebsormidiaceae.
AUGGACAGAAGCAGAAGCAGUUGGGAAGGACAAGUGGGGGAGCUGACAACGGAGUUAGAGCGCCUGAGAGCAGUCAAUGUUGAAUGUAGUGAAGCUGCUGCAGAAGAGAGUUGUUUAGAGGUUGAUGAGGCUGCUGCGCUAGCGCUCACGGACAUGAGAGCUUUGACAACGCAGUCACAAGGUCAUGAGGCGCGUGUGGGCCCUGCACCGGCGAUUGUGGUGAAAUCCAUCUCAAAAAAGAAGCGGAGGGAAGACGAGAGACUGGAGGUCGUGAUCAAGGCGGAUGGUGGCAAGACGAAAGGCGCUGCCGCAUUGAAACGAGACUGGGAGGCCUACUGGUCUAAGGAACGUGAGCUGUUGAAGUCUACCUACGAAGACCGCCACUCAGUGAUCAAGCAUCCUGGCAGACCAAUUCACUGCAGAGGCUCUGGUUGUGCCAAGAAGACCACGUCGUUUUGCGGAGGGUGUCAGCUCGCGUUCUGCACGAACGGUGGCAAUUGCUGGGCUAGACAUCAUGAAUGGGGCUACCUGAAUUUCAUCAGAGGUGCGGAGGAGGAUGCCAAAGACGCGUUCGAAAGGAAAAAGCAGAAGCUGUAG